Molecule: messenger RNA, 7000 nt
Organism: Patella vulgata (common limpet)
Lineage: Eukaryota; Metazoa; Mollusca; Gastropoda; Patellidae
Product: proteoglycan 4
Exons: 12
Coding region: 162-3542 (1126 amino acids)
Biological process (GO): actin filament bundle assembly
Cellular component (GO): actin cytoskeleton; plasma membrane
Molecular function (GO): actin filament binding
Source: RefSeq, a predicted model, not a curated record
AGAAAGUGGAUACUGAAUCAGUAUAGUAAAAAAAUCAUUUUCGGUGUUUAAAGUUUAAACAGGAAGUGUUGUACAGGAGAUAUUUUUCGAUAUUUGGGACGUUUGUGACUGAUUUAGAUAAAGGUGAUCACUGGUAUUGAUUUCUCUCCUUAGGGUGAAACAUGUCACAGUUUGAUUCCCUCUUGGAUUUUGGGGAUUCCCCACCUUCGGCAACCAAUGGAUCAACUGGACAAAAUUUGGAUGAAUUUGACCCUUUUUCGCCAACGUCCCCCUCUGUGUCAGUGGAAGGGAAAACUACAACAGUUCAAACUGGAAAUCUUUUAGAUUUUGGUUUUGAUUCAACGGUAAAUAAUUCCCAACAACAGAAUGGUUUGAAUAGUGACCCAUUUAACGGCCACCAGUUUGAAGAUCCCCCUUCUAACACCAAUCCCCUGUACGAGAUGUCGAGCUCCGACAAUCCAAACCCGCUAUUCGAUUAUCAAAACACGGAAAGUGAAUUUGCAAAUGAAAUCCUCAAUGCUGUAGAGUCCAAUCAAAACACUCAACAAAAAUCAGCCAAUCCUUUGUACGAUUUUAUUGACAACGAGGAAAUCGAUGAUGAGGCUUUAUUUCCCCCGUCGCCUACUAAAUCGCAAUCACCAGAAAAAUCACCAUCCAAAUCGCCACCUCCGUCAAAUCCUCUCUACGAGUACGCAGAAAACCAAGGAGAUGACUCGUCAACGCAGCGUUACGAGGCUGAAGAGGAGGAGUCAUAUAUCACAGAAACGUCAAAUAUAACAGAAGAUGGUGGACAUCAGGUGAACCGUGAAGAAACAAGUUAUGAUUAUUCAAAUAAUGGAGAAGCUUUAGACGAUUCCUAUCAACAGGAACAAUAUCAAGAAGAAGUUCCAGAAAACCGAUAUUCUGGUGGAAACUGGGAAGGUGGAGAAACUGUCACCACAGAAACAUUUUCGUCAUCAAGCACAGGACCAGAAGGGGAGGUAAUAACAGAAACUGUUGUUACUCGAACAAGUAAAUCACGAAGUAGAAGUCCUGAAAUCGUGGAAACUAGGAGUAGUGAGCUGGUUUAUACGCCAGAAGACGAAGCUGAAGAUGAACACAUUUAUACACAAGAAGACAAUGUGGACGAUGAACCAGAUGAGUUCGAACAGCAGCAGACAACUACUGCGUACGAAGAAUACGAGGAACCAGAAGAAGAGACAAAAGAUACGAAGACACAGGUACAAGAUGGUGGACGAACGAUCACAACUACUACCACCAAAACUGUUACAGAAUCGAAAGGAGACCCUAAAGGUGGGUCAAGUAGUAUGAAAGUAAAACAGGAGACAUCAACAAUCACUUCUCCUAAAACGACCAGUGUUCAACAGAAUGGAGUAGAUUCUCGUGUUACAACUCAAACAACAAGAGAAGAGGUACGUCAGACUGAAAUAUCAAAGAACAUGGCUAACAUGGCUGCUCCUGCUGCUGGUUUUGAUGAUGAUGAUGAAGAUGAUGAGGGCGUGUAUGAGAAUGUCCCCUCAGCUCCACGAACAGAUGUAUUUAGAGAAACAGAUGCUAAAGUUGAUGUCGAACUUCCCCAAUCUGGUAGAGCGUCAAACAUGAGAGAACGCUUCUUGAAAUUAGCAGGGGAAAGUGCUGCUGGUGCUCGAACCGCUGACCGUGAAUUGACCCCACCUCCAACAGUAAAAGGUAAAGUUGAAGCCGGUGUCUUUGAGAGUCAACCUUCUCCGAAAAGAACUGAUGUCUAUCGCCAGGAAACGAGACAGGAAGUUGUUUUACCUGAGAAAGGUAAAGCUUUGAAUACUGUACAAAAAUACAAAGAAAUAGCAAGUAAGGAAUUCAAAGGACCCGCCAACAAAAGGGAGAUCACUCCAGACCGUUCGGGUGUUGUAGAAUAUGUGAGUGAACCCAGAGCAGAGCAUAUGACCUACGAAGAAAAACCUUUGGAGGCUGGUAUAUUUGAAAGCAAACCUACUGUAAUCGAGAAUGUGUCUCGCUACGAGGACUAUGUGCCUGAUGCUCGCCCUCAGUCUGGAACGGCUAAAAGUAUCGCUUCUAAGUACAAGGAGAUAGAACGAAAUGCUGCUUUGCCACAGGCUGCUGCUAAUAGAAGGGAAAUAACUCCAGAUAAGAGCGGCCCCAAUGAAUUUGUCUCUGAACCAAGAGGACAACAUAUUACCUAUGAAGAGAAAGUCGAAGCUGGUAUAUAUGAAAAUGAACCUGCACCAGUUAGACAAGAUAUCUACCGACACGAAGAAUAUUACGUCGAAGAACCCUUACCAGAAAAAGGUUAUGCCAAGAAUCUUGCUGCAAGAUUUCGCGAGAUUGAACAAAAAGCUGCCAUCCCCAGAACCUCAGGUCAUCGAGUAUCUCCACCGAAAGAUGAUAAUAGGAAUGUCUAUGAAAAUGAGCCAACUGCUUCUCCAGUUACUUAUAAAGAAGCAGUAGUGCAACCAGAUGUUGUUCCAGAGAAAGGUCUUGCAAAAAAUUUGGCCUCAAGAUACAAGAAAAUAGAAGAAGAAAACCUUAAAGCUCGAUCUGGCAACCGUCAAGUCAAGGAAUUCACACCACCCAAGGAUGAGAGGACCGUUUUUGAAAGUGCUCCAACACCCUCGAGAUUACAGUAUGAGGAAAUUGUACCAGAAAGUGGUAUCCUAGAAAGCCAGCCAACAGUACGCGACGAUGUAUACCGGUACACUGACGCCAAAGAUAUCGAAGUCGAAUUACCAGAACGAGGUGCCGCCAAAAAUCUCCUGUCAAAAUGGAAACAGAUAGAGAGUGAGAGUGCUAAAGGAUCUCCACCGACCCCUGGUCGAGUGAAGGAAUUUACGCCACCAAGAGAAGAAGAAAGAAUAAAACAGUUACGGAGUCCCAAAACACCCCCUAGUGGUCAGAAUAAUAGUGUACACCCUAACGACCUCCCGGGACAAUAUCACCCAAUUAACGAACCCACCGUUUUCGAGAGUAAACCAACUCCACAACGAGAAGAUUUGUAUCGAGAAGCAGAUACUGAUUGGACCGUUGGUUUACCAAAAGCCAAUAAAACUAAAAAGGUCCUCGCUAAGUUCCAGGCGAUUCAGGCUCAAACAACGUCGUCAUCUCCUGUGAGUAGGAAGGCACAUGAUGAUAUGGAUAUCCCCACUCCUGUUAGAGAAAAUAAGUCUCCAACUACAUCUCCCCGGCCUAUAGAAAAAGAACACAAGCUGGUGCCUAAAAAAGCUGGACAUUUUGUUGCUGUGCAGAAUGAAAAAUGUGGAGCUUGCCAGAAAACAGUUUACGCCAUGGAAAAAGUCGAAAUGAACAAAAAUGCGUAUCAUCGAGCUUGUUUCAAAUGCUCACAGUGUCGAGCAGUACUCACGCCUAAAACUUUCGCCAUCAACGCUGGCACUAUGUUUUGUACAAGUCACUAUAAACAGCUUUUUGCACGCAAGGGGAAUUAUGACGAGGGAUUCGGCAGACCACAACAUAAAAAGAAAUGGAAGAGUGAAUCAAAUUUAUUAGACGGAGAAUUACAUGAAAUGGAACAUGAAAUAGAAGCAUAGAAUUUGAAAAUAAAAUAAUAUCUUAUAUAAAAAAAUAUAAACUUUUAUAAUAUUAACAUCAACCUUGUAUUAUAGGAUUUAAUAUAUAAUCAGAUAUUUUAUGGGAAAUAUUGAAAACUCUGAAAAUUUGUACAAAAUAAUCAAAGAAUGCAUGCACAGAAAAUCUAUAAAUAGAACUGUCAAUCAAAUAUGUAAAUAUAUACCAGACUGCCACCAUUACGGUGAUUUGUUUAAUUGUGAUAUUUCAUAUCGCGAAAUACCAAAGUUAUUAAAUAAUUCGUCGUAGUACCAUUCAUCAAUUUCUUUUGAUAUAGUUUUGAAAAUGUCCCCCAUAUUUACAUAGUUAAUAAUAGAUUAAAUAAUUAAACUUAUGUCUGAUUGGUCGAAUCUGCCUUGUCCCUCAUGAAAGAAGUGAUAUGAUUGGAUGCGUUGAGUGAUCUGUGUAUGAAGAUUAUAGACAUUGCUCUGUCAAGUUUGGUGCGCUAAUAAUUGUUAGGUUUUUUUUUUAUUUGUUUAUACGUACGUUUCAUAUCAUGCUUUGAUAAGAAUUAUUAUAUAUUUUUUUGUUUCGAACAAAUCGAAAGAGGGAGGAGAGUUAUGACAUACGACAAAAAAGAAAAAAAAUCAAAUGAGAAACAAGUUUCACAAAUUAUCUCCCCUAUUCAUGUAUUUAUAUCAAUGUAUAUUUAUAUUCUUUGUGUAUUCUUCCCCUGUAGAAAUAUCGUAUCUAGCCCCUUUUAUUUUAGUAUAAAUAUUUAUUAAACCUUGGAGCCAAUAGUUUCCAAAAGAAACAGUAUUUGAAAUUAAGAGCAUUGACUUUCGCAUUGUGCCCCUUUUAUUUUAGUAUAAAAUACUUAUUGAACCUUGGAGCCAAUAGUUUCCAGAAGAAACAGUAUUUGAAAUUUUAGCCUAAGUGUAUCGACUUUCGCAUUGCGCAAAAGUAAAGCUUGUAAUCCUAAUGUUUAUUGUUUAUCUUUAAAAAUAAUAAUGAUAUUUACCAAAUAAUCAGAAUAACUAUGGAUAAGUGAAAAAAUGUGUAAUUAAAUCUUGCUCAAUGUUUCCAAAAAAAAAAAUGAUUAAAAAAUUUAAAAUUGAUGAUAAAAGGUUUAGGCUGUGUUCACAGUAGUUAACUUUGAGUAAAACAUAGUUUUGAAUAGCAUUAAAAAUAUUGUUCUAAACCUGUUUUGAAAUGGGUAAAACCAAUGUGAACACAGCCUUAGGCCAAGAUGUGUAGUGAGGAAACCAUAGGGGUAGUCGAUUAAAUGUUAUGGAACAGAAAUUCAAUCCCAGAUAACAUGGUGAUGUGAAUUUUACGUUACUUUUACGUCAUUUGAGUUAAACUUUAGAAAUAGGAUGUAAAUCUAGCGUUAAUUUUAUGACGGUUUUCUUACUAAUUCUUUUAAACAUGAUGCAUUCGGUGACGGAAUAUUAUUCAACAUUAUCGAUCAAUCCCUACAACUGAAUCUCUUGAUUCCGUUAUAAUUCUGUUCACACCAGGACUGUGACAGGACUUGACGCCAUAUUCUGUUCCAGGCUAACAGUCGAGCAACCCCUAUGUGUGACUCAAAAGAGGCAUAAUUUAUAUAAAGCAUUUUAUAACUGAUUUGUUUAAUAGAUUAAUUGUUCUAUAAAAGCUUGAUAGUAGAUAAUUAAGAGUAAAGUAUAAAGCGCUGCUUGCACAAACUAACACAAAAUAUACAGAGGACUAUAUUAGGCAUCUUGCUAACCUACAAUGGUAUAAGAGAUGAAGAGAUAUCUUGGUAAGAAGAUAUCCUCAACAAGUGAAAUUAAAUUGUUGUUUAAUCACCUCUGAGUUACAAAAAAAAAACCAGUCAGAAUUACUAAAUAUACUAAUACUUAAUAUUAAAAUCAAAACUUUCAAUAUUUUUGUAGUUUGUAAUUUUAUAAAAUUAUUUGAAUUCUUACAUUUUCAAUGUGCUUAAAUCGAUCUCUUAAAUAUACCCAUGAUUUAAGAUAAAUAUGUAUGGGCUAUUUUACUUAUUCUCAUUGCAAAGUUAUUUAUAAUUGUUUUCUUUUAUGUGUUCAAUCAGACAUAUCUUGUUUAACCCAGAUGCUAAAUACCAUCAAUUGUAACACGUGGUGCAGCCUAAAGAAAAUCAGUUAUACGCAUGACAAGAGUGCCAUAACAAAAGCCUCACUUACUUUAGCAGCUCGAGUACUUUUGAACUCCUGUGUGCAAAAUAAUGGUGCUAAAUGGCCACAAGACAUGUUUUAUUUGAAUGACGAAAUACUCAUCUUGCGGUCAGCCCAGUAAAACAGAUGUAUCAUGUGGAAGGACAAAAUAACGUUAGCUGGAAGAAUUAAACAAAAUGUUACCAGUAGUGGUUGGGUUAAAGUUUUUAGAAAUUUCUUUGGGUCAGCUGGAUUUGAUUAAAACACUUAUUCCAGAUGGUCAAAUCAUAGAAAUAUUCUGUCAUCAAAGCAUCUGGGUUUUUCAAGAUUUGAUAAAUGAUGAUAUUCUAUACAACUAUUUAUAAUAACUUUCUUCGUAUCAAUCAGAUUAAAAUCUGAUGCUCAUUUCGUUUCACUUUAUUUUUGUAUGUUAGAUGACCACUGCAAUCAUUUCUGGCAUAAUCAGAUCACCAAUCCAAAUGUCUGUAUUGGUAUACAGUGCUGCCUAUCCUUGUUAAUUAUGGGAAUGAUUCUUAUUGGAUUUAUGACAAUUUGGAAUGUGACACCUUAGUGUCGAAAUUGGUAUACAGGGCUGUAAGUUAUGAGAAGGAUCCUGGACAUUGAUUGUCUAAUUUUAUGAUCAGAAUAGAACUAGCUGUGACAGAACAUGGUGAUGUGAUAGAAAUAUGGAAAACUUUAAACAGAACGAAACAUGGUAGAAACUUGGAAAGGUUACAGAUUAGCGUGAAAAAAAAAAUGUGAACGAAAUUUUUAAUCUAAUUUUAAUCUGAUUGUCUUUAUGUCAUAUUAAAUAAAUUGAUCAUCUAUUUGUAUCUCAUGUUUAUAUCUGUACAUUGCUGCUAUCUGUUGUAGUCAAUAUCUCAUUAUAAUCAUAUUGUAUAUUAUAUUUAGCUCAUUCUUAUUCUAUAAGAACUAUGAGGCUUGUACGUAUCAAAAUGACUUUUUACUUUUGUUAAUGAUGUAGUAUUCAUUGUGUAUCUUUUGUGCUAUUUAUACUUUUUGUCAUCUAGGAAUUUUAAUUCAGUAUUGUCUGUGGCUAUCUUUUUCGAUUGCAAUGAUUUAUGAUAAUGGAUGUGAAUGGAUGAUGAUGAUUAAAGGGGGGUAAUUAGGUAAUUAUUCAAGGGAGAUAAUUGCAAGAUUGUAGUUGUUGAGCUGAUUGGUUUCAACAAGGAUGACGUAAAGCACUUUUGAAUUAUGCAAGUUUAAUUAGUUAUCAAUCUUUGUUUAUGGUUUAAAAAAUUGAUUGUGCUUAGUUUUUGUAACUCUUAUCAUUGCAAUAAAUCAUGACGCUUAAUUCACACACA